Molecule: messenger RNA, 3494 nt
Organism: Melitaea cinxia (Glanville fritillary)
Lineage: Eukaryota; Metazoa; Arthropoda; Insecta; Lepidoptera; Nymphalidae
Product: general transcriptional corepressor trfA-like
Exons: 7
Coding region: 95-2776 (893 amino acids)
Biological process (GO): regulation of DNA-templated transcription; telomere maintenance via telomere lengthening
Cellular component (GO): shelterin complex
Molecular function (GO): telomeric repeat DNA binding
Source: RefSeq, a predicted model, not a curated record
GUAUGAUAAGAUACAGAUCGUGAUUUCUGUACGUCAACGUGACAAAAUUGGCGGGAUGUAUGGCGUCUUAUACUAAAGUUGUAAACAUGAUCGAAUGAUGGCUGGUCCAAAAUUCUUCGUUUACGGUGGAUGCCGGUGGCGCGAAGUCGAUACCACGUCUGGUAAUGUUGUUGGUUGGGGAAAUGUGCAGUUUUUGGCGCUUCACCAGGGUCGUCUUGAAGUGGCGCGAAAGACUUCAGUGUUGCGUGGACUGAGGUCCUUAGCAGCUGGCAAGCCUACUACUGUUCAUGUUGGAUCACCACUGUCGCAGAUCAGACGUAAGAAUGUCAUAGAAAACAAGAAAGAAGACGAUGUGCAGCUUCAACAACAUCACUGCUGUUGUAAACAACAUAAUCAAUGUUACAAUUCGAAUGCGAUCUUCAAUAAUCUACUGAAAGCGGCCACAACUACCGCAGCCGUGCAGUGUAGCCUCACAGAAUUAAACGCUUGCAUAGAACCGAAUUCUCAAACAAAUGGAACUCUUAUUAAUAUCAGCCAAAAUCAGGUGAAAAAAUUAGUGACAAAACGUAGAAGAUCAAGUGAUGAUGAGGUUCGAUUGCCAAAUAAAAAUUUGAAAUCUACAAAAAGUAGAAAUGUUGAAAGCGAUUCAGAUAUCGACAGAUCGCUAUUGGACAGAAAACAUGCAAAUAGAAUUGAAAAGGCUUUAAGAAAAACCAGUUCUAAGAGAAAUAGACAUGGGAAUGAAAAAUCAAGAAGGAGUAGCACAUCAUCUACAAGUGAUGAUGAAGAUAUACCAAAACUCAGAAAGUCACAGCGACUGAAUCUGGAAAAUCGUAUCUCAGAAGUGACUCGUUUAGGAGAAUUUUUGAGGGACACACCGAGAACGGUAAAAAAUUACAAUAAAAGUAAAAUAGGCAGUAUUUAUUCCAGUGGAGAUGAAAAUUUUGAACGGGAAAAAGAUAGAUCUCCUCGAAAGAAUUCAGCAAACCACACUGAUAAACAGUUGACACAACGAAAAGAGACACGAAAUUCUCUAAAUAAUAAAGUUGCAUAUCUAAAUAAUAAUAAAAACAGUGAAAUACAUAAAGCACUAAGAAAAACUAAAAGAAAGCUAUCAGAUAUCGAAGACUCUCAAGAUAGAAAAGUUAGAAAGACAAAGAAGAACAAUUCAAAGAAACAGACGGAAGAAUCUGAAAGAGAAGAUCUCUGUAAAGAAUUAUUGAUAAGCGAAGAGGAUAUUGUUCUUUUACGUACGUUUAUAGAAAACGACGAAAAGAAUAUAUUUAAUGUUGAUUUAGAACAGUUUGACACUGACGAUCGGUAUAAAGGCCUAGUUUUUUACAAACUGAACCCGCUGGUUAACAUUGAAAGGUGUAAAGAAAUAGCCAAGAUGUUGAGACAACGACCAACAAAUACAGUUACAUUUGAGGAUUUCAUAUCUAAUCUCGGUCUACGCAGCGUACUAGACACUAGUUCACAAGCCAGCAGUAAAUACAAGAUGAGGCCACGAAAAUCUAUAAUCGCAUCACAAAAAGAUACACAAAAACAUUCUAGUGAAAGCGAACCAGAUAAGGAGAACUACAAGAGACCUCUACGCAAUGCCGCUAUCUCACAGAAUAAAAUUUUAGUUGAACAUACAAGGAAUGAAGUGAAAAGUACGGUCACAAGUAAGGUGUCUUCAAACCCAGUAUUGAAGGAUGACGAAGUGGUCUCGCUAAGCAGUGAUACCGAUAACGUCUUUAAGAAAAGCGUACGCAGGGAGAGUAGGCCGAAAGCAACUAUGCUGAAGCGCAAUAACGAAGAUUCUAGUCGGGAGAGGAGACGUAGUAGGGGGGACAACAAAACUUCUAGAAGUAGUAGGAAAUCUAAUAGUAAAGAAGAGAAGAGGCAGAGUGCUGGUGAAAACAAAAAGCCUAGUGGUGGAGAUAAUAAGAGGCCUAGCAGAGAAGAGAUCAAGAGUAAAAUAGAAGAUAAGAAGAGACCAAGUGGAGAAACAAAGAGAACAGAAGAGAGCAAGGGAGAUAACAAGAGAUCUAUUGGAAAAGAGGUCAAAAAGCCAAUACGCGUGAGUGGGAAAGGCAGUGGUAGGGAGUACACCCGAGCAGAGGAUGAAGCUCUGGUCCGGUGGGUAGCGGGUUCGAUGCGAGCUAAGCGUGUCAACGGAAACCAGCUGUGGAGGGAACUACAAACGCAGUACCAACAGAUGACUGGACAUUUCCGCUCGUGGCACUCCCUGCGCAACCGCUACCUGCGCUACCUGCUGCCCGCGCUGCACCGCCUCGACCUGCCGCCGCCCGAGGCCGCGCGCCUGCGCGCCGCCGCCGCCACCGGCGAGCUAAAGUCCCGCAAGAAGCCACAACGCCGCAACUCGAUACUAGCAGAACCGCGAGUACGCAGCGCCUGGACCCAACGCGCCCCUCGUAAGUCCUCCCCCUCCCCCUCCCCCUCCCCAGCUCCUCCCCCUUCCCGCUCCCGCUCCCUGCCCGCUAACACGACCACCUCAAGUGACAGCUCGACAAGCUCUCAAGACUUCUUAAACGAUAGACGUAGCACGCUUAGAAGAUCAAUUAGAACAUCAAUUAGAACAGCUAAUAACGAGGAAGCCAAGAAACCAGCUCGACAACUACGUUCAAGCAUCCAACCUCAAAACACAUCCCCGCCCACGUAUUCGGAGCUAACAAAGCGCUAUGCAGAUAAACAGACACCGCCAAAGACACAAGCAGACACACAGAUAGACACGAAACGCACGAGACGCCUCUACAAUCACGCCAUGUGACACAUUAGUUUUAAUAUCAAGAGUUUUCUUUUUGUGUCCGUAUGCUUAUUAUCUAAUAAAAUGAUUUUGUAUUUUUUCUUUAUUUAAAAAAGGGAUGUGUGAUUAUGUGGGUAGUUGUGAUUUUUUUUUUGUUGCUAUAAAUCUCGAGUAUUUUAAGUAUUAGUAAAGGACCCAUUAUGCUUGAUACUUGAGCUGUAUGUUUGAUUUUCUUUUAUAUUGUAUUUAAGUAUAUGUUUAUUUAUAAAAAAAUGAUCAUCAUACAUGUUUCAAUUACUUUAGUUUACACUAGCGCCAUCUGUUGGUCAUUGUUGAAAUAUCUGUAAUUUCUUAUUUUUCUGUAUAAUAUAAAUACUCGAAUAUCAGUCUCAAGUUAUGAAAAAAAUUGACUACAAGCGUAAGAUUUAGGGUAAAAACGACAAGCUAAUUAUGUAUAUCGUUUUGACAUGGGAAAGAUUCGUCCCAUGCUGGAAAAUGGGGAAUUAUUUUCCGAGAAAAUUACACAUAACAGAAUCUUUUAUAAGGGCUUCAUUGGUUAUUGAUGAAACUAUCUGACGAAUAAGAGCAUCUGAAAGAUAAAUGAUUAUGUUAUACCUGCGCGUUGCGAUUUUGCUCGCGUAAUUUCCAAUCUCGUGGAAAUGUCGGGAUGAAAAGUCUAAAAUCCAUGUGUUAUACUGGAUUCUCUAGCUGUCUACGUACCAAUAAAUGCAUUUUAAUAUUA